AUGAGAAUAGGGUGUACGAAAAAAAUGGUGUUUUUGAUUAGCCUUAACGCUUUGUUUUUGGCUAUAACUCCCUUUGAGUUUUGGAAUUCAUUACUAGGGUGUUUACUGACUCUUCACAAAAAGUUGAACGUCACCAAGCUUUACGAGUCAUCCACCAUCUAUCACUUAAUCUUUCGGUUAGACGAUAUUCGAAAGGCUGGGAAGAUAUUUUUCCUCACAAGCGAACCUAAGUAUCAAGAUUCAGGUGGGGAAUAUAUUUACAGGCGUUUGGUGAGAGAUAUAAUUUACACCUACAAAAAGGCUAGAUCGGAAUUCAAUUUACCUCCACUAAUGCGCACCCGCGUUGUCCCCUCAGAAAGUGAAAAAGCAGAAGCUCUACAAUCUCUGCGUGCAGCUUCACUACAACAGGCUACUGGUCAUUUUGCGAAAGCCAAGAAACUACUGGAACAUGCAUUCAAACUUGACCCGGACAAUAUAGAUGUCUUAAUUGCUUUGGGUGAAGCUAUAGAGAGUUCUUAUUACUAUGGGAAAUCUACCCCGCAUGUUGCUCUUCCUUUAACGAAGUCUCUGAUCCCUGUCUAUGGCCAAGUACCAAACAAUGAUGCUGAUGGUCUUAUCUUGACUGCUGAACAUCUUUAUACAAAGGCAUUGAUUGUUGACCCCACCAUUUCUAAAGCUUGUGUACACCGAGAACGUUUGAUGCCAAUUGUGGAGGAAAUAGAUCAACGAAUUCUCAAUGCAAUCGAUUUUAAAGUUCGUCAGUUCUAUCAUAUUCCAGAAGGUGAUCCAGGUUUGCGUCGUGCUAAAGUUGAACAUUAUUUCAAGCAUGUAUAUCACUCAAAUGCUAUUGAGGGUAAUACGCUUACAUUGGCUCAAACUCGAUCAAUUUUGGAAACACGAUUAGCUGUUGGUGGAAAAAGCCUAUUGGAGCAAAAUGAAGUCCUUGGUAUGGAUUCAGCUCUCAGAUAUAUUAACAACACUCUUUUACGUGGAGAUUUGUCUGCUAUAACACUGGACAAUAUAUUGGAAUUGCAUCGUAGACUCUUAUCGUUUGUGGAUUUGAGGGAAGCUGGAAGAUUACGACGUUCUCAGGUUUAUAUUGCUGAUCACCAACCACCACCUCCAUCUAGUGUACCUGAUCUAAUGUCGGAAUUAAUUAGUUGGUUAAGUUCUGAUGAAAUAGCCGAUAUGCAUCCUAUUGAAUUAGCUGCGCUAACGCAUUGGAAAUUAGUGUUUAUUCAUCCAUUUUAUGAUGGAAAUGGACGUACUGCUCGACUUCUUAUGAAUUUGAUUUUAAUGCGUUCUGGUUUACCUCCAGCUAUUAUUAAAAUAGAAGAUCGUUUUACUUAUUAUGAAUUGCUAAAAACAGCAAAUGAUGGAGACGUACGUCCAUUUAUUCGUUUCAUAGCAACAUGUACGGAACGAACACUUGAUGAAUAUUUAGAAGCAGCUGUACUAAAUCAUCAAACAAAAUCCGAUCGUGUUACUCGUAUUCCAAUUGAAAGUGUAUUGAAUGAUGACAAAGAGUCAAGUUCAGUAACAUCUGCUGUUCAUAAAUCAAAAUCCGUAAGUUCAUCGUCAUCAGCCUAUAAUGUUCAAUAUUCUCCACCACGACGACAACAACCACAUGCUAUUCAUCCUUAUCCAUCAAGACUUACGUCUUUUGCUGAUCCUGAAGAUUCAACUAUCCAAAUAGCUUUACCGCCGAAUAUAAUUUAUGCAGGUGGAUCUAUCGAAAAUUUACGUCGUCAACUACGUUCAAUUCGGUUUAGUUAUGAUGUCAAUUUUCAAGGUAUGGUGUUGGGUCAGUCAUCUGCAUUUGUUGAAUUUUAUCGGCGUUUACUCUGUGAUUAUAAUGCAAAAGUCACCAGUUACCUCGUUGAACUUGGAUUUGGAAUGCUCGGCACAACAGACAGCAGAUUUAUUGAAGUGCUUUAUCGUAUUCUUCGAGAUGUUUUCUCUUAUCGACCAUCGAUUACAAUGGCACAAUUUUUUGUGACUGGAUUUGCAGAACGUAAAAUUGAAAUGGCUACCACUGUUGCUUUACAUAUUGGAUCCUUAAUUAAACAUCAAGAUAAGAAUAGAAUACAUUCCAAUUAUUAUCAGCAUCAACGACAACACGAGAGCCGACAUCAUAAUGAUCAGUUGAAGGCUAAUUCGAACACACAAAUACCUUUAGUGUUGCCUGGAGUUUCAUUCCAUCGAUCAAUUGAGCGGAAUGUUGAAAAAUCACUUGUUCCAUCUAAUGAUAACAGCAAUAAUAAUGAUAAUAAUACUGAAUUGUGUAGAAAAUUUGUACAUUCCAGUGGAAAAAGUCCUGUACUCUAUAAUGAUUUAUCGAAUGAAAUCAAUUGUACUGUUUUAAAUGGUAAUAAAACUGUUCAAAGUAGAGAAUGUUCACAAGAACCUCAUAACCGUGGUAAUGAUCGUAAUGUAAAUGGUAAAGAAGCAAAGAUUUACAGGACAAAGACACUAAAUACUGAUCUUAAUUCACGUGAUCAAUAUAACAAAUUCAAAAAUGAAUAUGCUCAGUAUAAACACAUCUAUCAUGCCCAUCAUCCAUUUGACAAUAACAAUCCACGACGUUCUUAUACAUCUCAUACACUAUAUGAAAAUUGUACAAAAUUAUCCGAUCAUAAAUUGACCGCUUCUACUACUGGAUCCGUCAGUACGGUGACUGCAACUUCAAUGGUGCCAAUAAAAUCACUUGAUGCCCCAAAUAAUUCGAAGCAACGCUCAAAAGAGAAUUAUUGUACUUCAUCAUCAUUUAAAGAUCACAAUAAUAAUACUAAUGAAUAUUUGUUAUUCAGUAGCAAUGAUCUUCCUUCAGUGGUUGAUCAUCAGGAUAAUCAAUCUAGUUUAAUGAAUCAUGAAGAUCUUCGAAAUAUAAUGAAUUCAUUGUUCCAAUUAACGGGUAAAGUGAAUGGUAUGCUUACACGUAUAAAUAAAUUAGAGAGCAGACUAACAAAUGUUGAAACUGAUUGUUCGUUUAAUCAUCGUUCAAGAAUAUAUAGCGGAAAUACUGUUGGUUCAAAUCAACCACUCACGGAUUCAAUUGAUAUAUAUGGUAGUAGGAAUAUUGUCAAUCCUACUAGUUUACCUCAUGUUGUUACAGGAAAAUAUAGUAGUCAUUUGCCCAUUAACUCAACAAAUUCACUUGUCACAUCUAAUAGUGGCAGUUCUACGUUGGAUACGUUCAAUGAAACGAAGUGCACAAUUGGAACAAAAACAAAUACUACCACGAAUGCUGUAAUGUCAUCGUUACCAGUGACAACGGCGACAACAACAACCAACUCUUAUGAUGUUAAAUCGUAUGCAGAUCGUUAUAUUCCAAGUUAUAAUAAUAAAUUAUCUGAGUCUUUCUUAUCAAAACCUAAAUAUUUAACAUCAACAAAAUUGAAUUUACAAGAUAACAACGAUUAUCAUUAUUCAGUUGCUAGUAAUCAAGCUAUAAUGGAUAAAACAGAAAGUCAGAACGUGAAAAUUUCUAUAAAUGAUGAUAAUCAUCAAUCUAUCAAAAAUGUUCCGAAUACUUUUAAUUCAUUCCAUGAUUCAUACAAAUACAAUGAAAAUUGUUAUGACUUAUCAAGUCGGAAUGAAAUUCCAGAAUCCGUUCAUUCUAAAUAUGCUGACUCUUUGAAAACUAUCAAUCAUCGAUCAUCUAGAUUACUUGAUCUGAAUACUUGUUCACUGGUCGAUUUAGAUCAACAAUCUGAAAUUCAAUCCCUUUCAUUCGGUCGUAAUAAUUCGGCAUUACCUUAUCGUCCUAAAUCAUCUGCUGAUUAUUCUACCAGACAUGAUACAUCUAAUCCAUUUGAGAAUUCUUGUGGUCAGCGUAAAAUGAUGAUACCUUUGUUACCAUUAAAUUCAUCACGUAAAUCUGUUGAAUCAAAGACUCCAAUCAAUCAGAAGUCCGAGGCUUCAUAUCGUGCUCAAGUGGAACGUAUAACCAAUAUGCUUGCUGAAACACAAAAUCUUCUUCAAGAGCAUUCUCCUGUUGUUAAAAUGAACGAAAUAUUCAGCAGUAACAAUAAUAAUAUCAUAACCAAUGAUAAUAGUAAUAAUGCAGUGAUUUUAAAAGCAUAA
Messenger RNA from Schistosoma guineensis, 4086 nucleotides. The record is from the annotation of a GenBank genome assembly. Lineage: Eukaryota; Metazoa; Platyhelminthes; Trematoda; Strigeidida; Schistosomatidae.